This is a messenger RNA of Aphidius gifuensis, 1603 nucleotides long. Its product is annotated as antichymotrypsin-2-like. The record is from RefSeq and is a predicted model, not a curated record. Bases 22 to 1260 code for a protein of 412 amino acids. The transcript has 7 exons. Gene Ontology annotation, molecular function: serine-type endopeptidase inhibitor activity. Lineage: Eukaryota; Metazoa; Arthropoda; Insecta; Hymenoptera; Braconidae.
AACUAUUGAAAAUUAUUGAUAAUGCUUCGAGGAACAAUUAGAGUAAGUUUUAUCCUGAUUGUAAUUUCACAAUUAGUAAUAAAACAUGUAACUAGUAAUCCACGAAACUAUGAAGUAGUUACGCCUUUCAUGAUAUCAAGUGAUAUUAACGAAUUUUCACUCAAUUUAUACAAGAAAAUAAGUGAAGCUGAGAAUGGUAAUCUAAUUUCAUCACCAUUCAGUGUUUGGGUAUUACUCUCACUGUUGACUAUUGGUACAAAUAGAAUUACCAAAUUACAUUUAGAAUCGGUUUUGAAUCACAGACCAUCAGAUGAAUAUUAUACUGGAGUUCAACUAAUGAUCAAAAGUCUUAAGCUUGCUGGAAGUGCUGAAGUACAUUUAUCAAAUAAAAUUUUUGUAAACAAUUGGCUGAAAAUCCAUCAAAGAUUUCAGUAUCUUGGUAAAACAAUUUACGAUUCCAAUGCACAAUCUGUUGAUUUUAGAGACAGUUUGAUGACAUGCAAUAUCAUCAAUCAUUGGAUAACACAGAAUACGGAAGGAGCUAUUAAAGGAAUUGUCAGACCAGAUAAUCUUGAUCGGGAAACAAGUAUGAUGCUUGUAAGUGUGCUUUAUUUUGAGGGUAAAUGGGUCAAUCAAUUUGCACCAUACGGAACAAGAAAACGAUUAUUUUAUCUCGAAGAUGGAACAACCACAGAAAUACCCACAAUGUACUCUAGAAAUUAUUUUAAACAUAUAAUCGUAGAUUAUCUUGGUUUCACAAUUAUAGAACUUCCAUAUAAGAGCACCAAGUCUAUCAGCAUGUUUGUAAUAUAUCCCAAUCAACAUCAAAAUCUUCAUGCUGUUGAAGCGAGUUUGUUGAGUACUAACUUGCAAAAUCUAAUGAUGACAGUAGAAGCAAAAGACACUAUCUUCUAUCUUCCAAAAUUUACAAUUGAAUCAGAAAUUAAUCUUGAAAUUCCACUGAGAAAACUUGGGAUUCAUGAUAUAUUCGAAAAUUAUGCUGCUGAUUUUACAAAUUUUUCGAAUGAAUCAAUACAUGUUAGUAGUAUUAUACAAAAAGUUGUAAUUGAAGUGACGGAAACAGGCACCAUGGCGGCUGCUUUAUCGGAAGGACAACUUGAAUCAAGAAUGUCUUCUACCAAAAUAAUUAAUGUUAACCGACCUUUUUUAGUAUUUAUUUACUGUGAUGGUGUUAAUCUUUUUAAUGGUCGUGUUGUGAAUCCAGAAUAUCCACAAAAAAAUAUCAUAAAUCCUUUCUAGAGAAGAAGUUUUUCCGGACUUUUUCCGUCAGAAACAAUUUUUUUUAAUCAAAAAAAUCCAGAGGAAAACCCAACAAUCAUACCGGAAUUUAGUAAAAAAGAGUGAUAUUUAAGAAAAAAAAAAAUUACUAGAAAAUGUUAAAAAAAAAAUAUUUCGAAAAAUUAAGGGAAAAAAAUUUAUUUGUUAAGAGUAUACGGAGCAAGCAGCUAAUUGAUUUUUUUUUAUUUUAAUAUAAAUUUGGAAUAUUUAUUACAUUGGACAUUAAUAAAUUUAAAACUUCUGUUCAUUCCAUGUAUCAUACCUCGCAUAUCAUAUCUCAUCUGAGUUAUCAAAUAUUUAAAUA